Laetiporus sulphureus 93-53 is the source of this 1477-nucleotide messenger RNA. Its product is annotated as VAMP-associated protein. Gene Ontology annotation, molecular function: FFAT motif binding. Lineage: Eukaryota; Fungi; Basidiomycota; Agaricomycetes; Polyporales; Laetiporaceae. The record is from RefSeq and is a predicted model, not a curated record. Gene Ontology annotation, cellular component: endoplasmic reticulum membrane; plasma membrane. The transcript is spliced from 6 exons. Gene Ontology annotation, biological process: endoplasmic reticulum membrane organization. Bases 1 to 999 code for a protein of 332 amino acids.
AUGUCUGUCCAGCUCAGCCCGAGCGUUACCCUCGGCUUCCACAGACCCCUCACACAACACGUCAAGCAGUCGCUUGCGAUUACCAAUCCCAAUGCGCAACCGGUUGCGUUCAAAGUCAAAACGACUGCACCAAAGGUGUACUGCGUACGCCCAAAUUCCGGGAGAGUGGAACCCGGAGAGACCGUUGAAGUGCAAGUCAUGUUGCAGGCGAUGAAGGAGGAGCCACCCCUGAACAUCAAGUGCAAGGACAAGUUUCUGAUUCAGAGCACAACCAUCACUCAUGACAAGGAGACAAUGCCGGUGCAGGAUAUCUGGAACGAGAACUCGGAGGAGGUACACUCGCAGAAGAUCAGGGUGGCGUACUUGCCGCCAGAAGGUCAGACGGUACCGGAAGAGGAUGAGGGGCCAGCCUCCCAUGGCAUUGAAAAUGUGGGCGACAUUUUCAACUACGGCACAGUUCGGACGCAUCCUUCGAGCAACGGAGAUGCACAGCGUGAACACAGUGGAGACAGCGGCGUGCAGCCACAUGAAGAAGAGCAACACCACGAUGCAUCGUCUACUCCGCCUCAGCCUACCAUUCAUGUCCAGGAUGAGCAAUCUGCGCCGGAGGCGCCUGAAUCGGACGUUGGGAUCGUCAAUGUCAACGUCCUCACACCACAACCCCCUGCUCUAUCAUCUUCCGCACCUGCACCUGCACCGAAUAAGAAUGCAGACCUCCAGGCGCGGCUGCGCGAGGCACAGGCGGAGAUUGAGCGUCUACGUAACCUCAUUUCCUCCAUGCCCGAGCCCAGCACAGCCCCGACAACCCUCUCCACGACGUCAACGGAACUAAGACGGCGACGGCCGCUAUCCACUACUGAUGCAGGAAGCACGCUAGAUGGCGAAACGGAGGUGGGAACGUACAUCGAGGAAGCCGUCGCACCUCCCGAGGGAGUCCCACUGCAAGUGGUCAUCGUCAUCGCGCUCGGCGUGUUCAUCACAACAUAUUUAUUCUUCUGACGAGCCUUCUUCGUGUUCGGAUGUUUUCGUAUCUUUCCCUUAACAGUUGGACACAACGCCGUGUUGUGUAGCACAUCGAAUGGUGUGUCGGUUUACAUUCCGUUGUGUAUCUCAUUUGUCCUGUUGUCUUUCCGAUAUCUCGCUCCGGCUAUCAUUUCCUUGCUUCAUGGCCUGGAUCUCAUCUCUUGUCAUACCUAAAUUAAUUGCUUUGGCAUUCAUUCCCGCUGCCCUGAUAUUAUUCCCUGUAUGUCUAUAUGUAAGCAGAGGUGUGCACUCUUCAUAUUCGAUUCGACCAUCUGCAUAAUAGAUUCAGAUGGAUGUGUUUAUCGGUAUCUACGCUGUAUCAAAGCUUGACUUUGGAUCGAUUGAGUUGAGCGUGGAGUGAGAUGGCUAAUAUGCCGUGUCCGCGCGGUCGACACUCUUUCAUAACCAUGACGCUCGUCUUGCCCGGAGAACAAAUUCUUGCAGAACAGGUCAA